Molecule: messenger RNA, 3785 nt
Organism: Triticum urartu
Lineage: Eukaryota; Viridiplantae; Streptophyta; Magnoliopsida; Poales; Poaceae
Product: respiratory burst oxidase homolog protein E-like
Cellular component (GO): plasma membrane
Molecular function (GO): peroxidase activity; NAD(P)H oxidase H2O2-forming activity; calcium ion binding
Source: RefSeq, a predicted model, not a curated record
CUUGGUAUAAAGAUAAAGCGUCCGCGAGAGGCAGCAGCAAACCCGAGCACCGCACCGCACCGCGAAGCCCAGCGAAACCGCGAGCGCGUGCAUGCGCGCCGCCGAGGAAUAGAAGGAGAUAGAGGUGGUCACCGCGCCGGGUGAGGUGGUCACCGCGGCGGGCGCGCGGGCGUACGACAAGCCGAGCCAGCCCACGGGGCGCGACGGGAAGAGAUAGCAAGCGAGCUGAGCGCGUAUCAUAAUACAAGCGGCCGCACCGCAACUACCAUUGCAGCCCCCACCGAGAGCAGAGCCCCGGGUUAUUUUUAUUCUGCUUCUUCUUCCUCUUGCACGUCUCGCGGGCGGGGGCGCGGGGAGCGGCCAUGUGGACGCCGUCGCGCGGGAGCAACGCGCGGCGGACGGGCCACCGGCGCAUCGCGGAGUGCCUGGCGGACGACCAGACCACCAACACCGACACCUCCGACAACGAGUCCUUCACCACCGCCUAUGGGGACGAGUUCUUCGCCGCGGCCGCCGGGGGGAGCGGCGGCGGGGGCAUGCUCCCGGCAUUCCUCGCCGACCAGGAGGACCUGGUGGAGGUCAUGCUGGAGCUGGACGAGGAGUCCAUGGUGGUGCGCAGCGUCACGCCCACCAGGGCCGCGCUCUACAGCGCCGCCGCGAUGCCGCACACGCCGGAGGCGCCGGGAGGAGGCGGCGGCCCCCUCAGCCGCUGCUCGUCCACGUCCUCGCGGAUACGGAAGAAGUUCGCGUGGCUGCGGUCGCCGUCCCCUGCGCCGUCGCCCUCCCCGCGCGUGCCCACGCCCGCCGAGCUGCAGCGGGAGGCGGCCAUGGCGGCCCGCGAGCGGCGCCGCAUCCAGGCGCGGGUCAACCGGUCGCGCGCCGGCGCCAAGCGCGCGCUCAAGGGCCUCCGCUUCAUCAGCCGCACCACCGGCUCCCUGGAGGCCGCGGAGCUGUGGCGCCGCGUGGAGGAGCGCUUCAAUGCCCUCGCCCACGACGGCCUCCUCUCCCGCGACAACUUCGGCGAGUGCAUCGGAAUGGUGGACUCGAAGGAGUUCGCGGAGGGCAUCUUCGACGCGCUGGCGCGGCGGCGGCGGCAGAGCCUGGAGCGGAUCACCAAGGAGGAGCUCUACGACUUCUGGCUCCAGAUCUCCGACCAGAGCUUCGACGCGCGGCUCCAGAUCUUCUUCGACAUGGUGGACACCAACGUGGACGGGAGGAUCACGAGGGAGGAAGUACAGGAGCUGAUCGUGCUGAGCGCGUCGGCGAACAAGCUGGCGAAGCUCAAGGAGCAGGCGGAGGAGUACGCGGCGCUCAUCAUGGAGGAGCUCGACCCGGAGAACCUCGGCUACAUUGAGCUGUGGCAGCUGGAGACGCUGCUGCUCCAGCGCGACACGUACAUGAACUACAGCCGGCCGCUGAGCACGGCGAGCGGCGCGCAGUGGAGCCAGAACCUCGGCGUGGGCGCCGGCGGGGCCGUGCCGCCCGCCGCCAAGGGGGAGGAGGACGGCAGCGGCCCGCAGACGUGGGGGGAAGGGAUGAGGGAGCGGCGGCGCGGGUGGGGCCGCGGCGUGGCCAGGGCGGCGUCGCACGUGCGGGUGGCGGCGGAGGAGAACUGGCGGCGCGCGUGGGUGCUGGCGCUGUGGGUCGCGGCCAUGGCGGCGCUGUUCGUGUGGAAGUUCGUGCAGUACCGGCGCACGGAUGCGUUCCAGGUGAUGGGCUACUGCCUGCCGACGGCCAAGGGCGCCGCCGAGACGCUCAAGCUCAACAUGGCGCUCGUCCUCCUCCCCGUCUGCCGCAACACGCUCACCUGGCUCCGCUCCUCCUGGGCCCGCUUCUUCGUCCCCUUCGACGACAACAUCACCUUCCACAAGAUGAUCGCGACGGCGAUCGUGGUGGGGAUCACGCUGCACGCGGGGAACCAUCUGGCGUGUGACUUCCCGCGGGUGAUCGCGUCGGGGCCGGAGGAGUACCGGCUGGUGGCGGGCGCGUUCGGGGCGUCCAAGCCGACGUACGGGCGGCUCAUCUCCGGGGUGGAGGGCGUGACGGGCAUCGCCAUGGUGGUGCUCAUGACCGUCUCCUUCACCCUGGCCACCCACCCGUUCCGCAAGGGCGAGAAGGAGGCCUCCGCGUCGCGGCUGCCGGCGCCCCUCCACCGCCUCGCCGGCUUCAACGCCUUCUGGUACUCCCACCACCUCCUCGGCUUCGUCUACCUCCUCCUCCUCGCCCACGGCUACUUCCUCUUCCUCGUCCGCCGCUGGUACGAGAAAACGACAUGGAUGUACAUUUCGGUCCCUCUGGUGCUCUAUGUCGGCGAGAGGAUGCUGCGAGCCUUGCGGUCCAAUGCUCAUACUGUCAAAAUCAUCAAGGUGAUGCUUCUACCUGGAAGUGUACUGACAAUACAAAUGUCAAAGCCCUACGGAUUUCGAUAUAGGAGUGGACAGUAUAUCUUUCUUCAGUGUCCGACGAUCUCUCCAUUUGAAUGGCAUCCUUUCUCCAUCACCUCAGCUCCUGGAGAUGACUACCUCGCUGUUCACAUUCGCACAAAUGGAGACUGGACGCAAGAGCUCAAGCGCAUAUUUGCCGAGAACCACUACUCGCUGCACAUGAACAGAAGAACUUCAUUCAGCGAGUUAGGCGCGGCAGAACCUAGAACCACUGUCCCACCAAAAUUGCUUGUAGAUGGUCCAUAUGGUGCCCCUGCACAGGAUUUCAGAAACUACGAUGUUCUGCUUCUAGUCGGCCUUGGAAUUGGAGCAACACCGUUCAUAAGCAUUCUAAAGGACCUACUUAACAAUAUUAAGCUUGCUGAUGAGCUGAUGGACUUGGCAAUGGAGACUACUCAAACUAGUAGGUCUGAGGACAGUGCCAACAGCUUCAGUGUCUCAACAGCUAGCAGCAACAGGAAGAGAUCAUAUAGAACAAGCCGCGCACAUUUUUACUGGGUUACUCGCGAGCCCAUGUCGUUUGAAUGGUUCAAAGGAGUGAUGAAUGAGGUUGCCGAAAUGGACAAGAAGGGUGUCAUAGAGUUGCACAAUUAUCUUACGAGCGUGUAUGAGGAGCGUGAUGCACGAACAACUCUGCUGUCGAUGGUCCAAGCUCUGAACCAUGCUAAACAUGGUCUCGACAUCGUCUCGGGCACCAGGGUGAGGACACACUUUGCCAGGCCAAACUGGAGGGAAGUCUUCACCAAAAUCGCCGCCAAGCAGCCGAAUUCAACAGUUGGAGUGUUCUACUGCGGCGCGCCGACGCUGGCCAAAGAACUGAAGAAACUGUCUCACGAGAUGAGCCACAAGACGUCGACGCGCUUCCAUUUCCACAAGGAGUACUUCUGAUGGGAAGAAGCAUUGAUUCUUCUGAUCUGCAAAAUAGCGUUAGGCACCGGUAAAGAAGGAGGAAAUUUUUUGCACAGAAGCAAAGCAAACUGACCUCUCUCUCUUCCUGAUCUGGAACUGUACAUAGUAUAAAGAAGAACAGCCUGUUAGGGGAGGGUAGUUAGUGCCAUUUAUAAUAUAUAUUAUUAACAAAAAAGAAAGUAAAGGGAGGCUGAUGUAUCCAAAAGGAGAAGGAAAGAGGCAGGGUAAAGAGUUGGGUUAAAUUUCAGAUAUACUAAUAUACAUGUACACAGUAUAGUUGUAGGUAGUUACGUAUGAAAUGCUAGCUAAAGCAUAUGUACAAGGGCCGGAGGCUGCCAUUCUGAAUGUAAAUCUUCCGGGCAUUCAUUCAUGUGUGCAUCUGUGCCUAUCGGCUGCUGGUAAUAAACUCAGGUGUAUUGACACUUUCUUCCU